Messenger RNA from Paramecium octaurelia, 1080 nucleotides. Lineage: Eukaryota; Ciliophora; Oligohymenophorea; Peniculida; Parameciidae. The record is from the annotation of a GenBank genome assembly.
AUGGGAAGCAGUUCAACUAAACCUAAAGAAAAAGAGAAGAACAAUUUAGCUAAACAAUCAGCUUAAUUAAAUUAGGCUAAACCUUAUGAAUACAAAAAAGAGGAGUCAACGAAUUAAUAAAAUCAAACCUAAGCUAAUAACUCCACAUAUAAUUUACAAAAUUGUAAUAUUUAUAUGAUAAAACCCAUAAAUAAUUUACUAGCUAACAAGAAAAUGUAAGAGAAUAAUCAUUUUAUUCAACCUAAACAAAAACAAAAUUUUUAAAAUUUACUCGAAUGUCCUGAAAUAAAUCUACCUAAUCAUAGUAACUUCAUCUAUUAAUAGUAACAGCAACUUUUUAAUUUUGAUCAACAUUGUACAUUAUAGGAAGCAAAACAAAAGAUAGAUCAUGAAGUAUCAAAAGAUGGAUUUUUAAAUUGUAAUAGAUACUAUUAAUAUGAUAAUUUAUAGUAAAGAUAGAAUAAUAAAAGAGCUAUGUCAAAUCAAAAAUAAUAGUAAGAUGCAAAAUAAAAUUAUUAAAAUGCUGAAAAAGUUUAAUUCUCAGUUAAUAAUGACAAUUCUCAAUAAAUAGCUUAAAAAUUAUUUCCUCCAACUCCUCCAACAUUACAGUAAAUUUAAUAAUAAAGUAAGAAUUAGGAAAAGAGAUUGAAACCAAUAGAAAUUAAUAAAAUAUAAGAAAAAGAAGAUGAAGAUUAAAUUUAUAUCUACAAUUAAAUUUUCAAUACUUAAACCUAAGGAAGAUUUUCAAAUAAAUUACCAUGUAAACAUUCUCAAUGCAAAACAAUUGCAACUAUAAAUGCUAAAGGAGAUGUUGGAUGUGAAAAUAAAUGUCCUUCUUAUCCAAUCGAAAAAGCUAUAUUUAAUAAUAAAAAAAAUACAAUAUUUUGUAUUAUUUAGGAUAAAUAUUAUGAUGUCAACAUAUACAAUUAAGUAGCAAAUUAAUUGUAAUUAGUUCAAAUACUAAAAGAUUCAUUAUUGUGUUCUAAUAGAAGUUAAAUUGAAUAGGAUUAAUUCUAAAAAAAAUUUGCAAGUGUCAUAUGCAAAUAUGUUAUCAAUAAAGUAAGAUAAAAUAAUUAAUGA